UGGGUUGAAAAAAUUUUGCGAGACUAGAUGGGUAGAACGACACGAGUCAAUUUUAAUUUUGGUUGAAGGUUUUAUUGAAAUAAUUAGUGCAUUGGAAGAACUUAUGUCAAUAGAACAUGAUAAAGCAGUUUUUCCAUUACAUAAAUCUAUGUGUAAUUUUAAUUUUAUUAUAACUAUCUGUAUUUUGGAAAAGGUCCUUGGAAUAACUUAUUUUAUUUCAAAAUAUCUUCAAACAGAAAAUAUUGAUUUAUCCAUUGCAAUAGAAUCUGUAGAAUUGACAAUUCAAAAAUUACAAGAUUUACGGACGGAAGAAACUUUUUUUUCUAUAUUUCAUCGUGCUUGUGAAAUCGCAAAAGAAGUUGGUACAUCACCAACCAUACCAAGAGUAGUCGGGACUCAAAAACAUCGAGAAAAUUAUGCCAUACUCAAUAAUGACCAUGUCUCUUACUACAGACAAUCAUUAUAUUAUCCAUAUUUAGAUGAUAUUUUAGCAUCAUUUAAUGAACGUUUUAAAAUGAACUCUAAUAUUUUUAUUUCUUUAUCUUCUUUAUUACCAAGCAAAAUUGGUAAUUUAUCAUUUAGUGAUAUACAGCCAGCUAUUGAUUUUUAUGAAGAAGAUUUAAGAUCUAAUAACCAAAACAUUCACAUGGACUUAUUAAAAAAUGAAUUUGAAUUUUGGAAGCAAAAAUGGUCUAAUGAAGAAAAUAAUUUACCAAAAAAUGCAUUAGACACAUUAUCAAAAUGCCCCGAAGAUUUAUUCCCACAUAUAAAUAUUUUAUUAAAACUUCUUGCUAUUUUGCCUGUAUCAACGGCAUCGGUUGAAAGAAGUUUUUCUUCUUUAAAAAGAAUCAAGACCUAUUUAAGAAACUCUACCGGUGAGGCAAGAUUAAACGGAUUAGCUCUUAUGAAUAUCCACAGAGACAUACAAAUUGACACAGAUGCUAUUUUAAAUAUGUUUGCGUCUAAAAAGGAAAGGCGUUUAGAUUUUAAAUUGUGACAAUUUAAUAAUGAAUGCAUAAUACAUUAAAAACUAUGUGUAUAUAUUA
Molecule: messenger RNA, 1046 nt
Organism: Metopolophium dirhodum (rose-grain aphid)
Lineage: Eukaryota; Metazoa; Arthropoda; Insecta; Hemiptera; Aphididae
Product: 52 kDa repressor of the inhibitor of the protein kinase-like
Exons: 1
Coding region: 104-997 (297 amino acids)
Molecular function (GO): protein dimerization activity
Source: RefSeq, a predicted model, not a curated record